AUGGACAAGGUUUUGCCACAUGGAACUCAAGUCUUAAAGACUCGAGUUCCAAAGAAGAACACGAACAAAGAUGGCGAUGAAGAUGAAGAACCAGAAAUGGGAAGAAGAAGUAGAACAGGGGAACUAGAAAUGGGAAGAAGAUGCAAAAUAGGGGAAGAAGAAGCAAAAGUACUGAUCAGCCCGAAAAAAAAAAAGAAGAAGAAAGAAAUAUCUCACGCGGUGUUACAAACGGCGCAAAUUAUGCCGAUAAAGACCUUAUCAUCAUCGUCGUCAUCAUCGAAGGUGGUUGCUGGUGGUCCCUAUUUGCCGCCGGUAGCCGGAAAGAAACUUGCUCGCAGUAGGAGAGGAGUUCUGGUACUCAAAGCCUUUUCUUCUUCUUCUUCCUCGUCGUCGGCAGUGGUGGAAGGAGACUUCUCCUCCUCCUCCUCCGUGAGUUUAUUGGAGCGUUGCUUGGUAGCGCCACCGGCACUUUCCGAUAUAGCUGUUUCUUCUUCUUCUUCUUCUUCUUCUAUGCUGAGUCCGGUUAUGAAAGGGCAGUACGGUGCGUUUGGUGCGGUUACCUUGGAGAAAGGCAAGCUCGAUAUGUCUCAGAAGCAAUCCCAGUCUAGCCCCGAGACUGCAAUCGGGGGAGGUGGUGGAGAUAUUGGAAAGAAAAUAAAUCAUGGUGGUGGUGAUGGUGGUGAUGAUGAUGGUGAUGACGACGAUUACUUUGAUGACUUUGAUGAUGGUGAUGACGACGAUUACUUUGAUGACUUUGAUGAUGGUGAUGAAGGGGAUGAGGGAGGCCUAUUUAGGAGACGUAAAUUUCUUGAGGAGCUUUUUGAUCUUAAAUUCGUAGAUGCGGUGUUAAACGAGUGGCAGAAGACAAUGAUGGAUUUGCCUGCUGGAUUCCGACAAGCUUAUGAAAUGGGUCUGGUUAGCUCUGCUCAAAUGGUAAAAUUCCUAGCAAUCAAUGCCCGGCCGACUACUACUAGAUUUAUCUCCCGAGCACUUCCUGAAGGAAUGUCGAGGGCAUUUAUUGGCAGGAUGAUUGCAGAUCCUGCCUUCUUAUAUAAGCUUCUUUUGGAGCAAGCUGCUACAAUUGGCUGUUCAGUUUGGUGGGAGUUGAAGAACCGUAAGGAUAGGAUAAAGCAAGAGUGGGAUUUGGCACUAAUUAAUGUCCUUACCAUAGCAGCCUGCAAUGCUGUUGUUGUUUGGUCUCUUGCUCCUUGUCGUUCAUAUGGUAACACAUUCCAAUUCGACUUGCAAAAUACAUUACAAAUUCCAAACAAUAUAUUUGAAAAGAGUUACCCACUUCGGGAAUUUGACUUGCAGAAGAGAAUCCAUUCAUUCUUCUACAAGGCUGCAGAGUUGUGUAUGGUUGGGUUAAGUGCUGGAGCAGUACAGGGUGCAGUAUCAAACUUUUUGGCCAGUAAAGAGGGAAGGUUAUCUGUGACAAUUCCAACUGUGAGUACCAAUGCACUUGGUUAUGGUGCAUUCCUCGGUCUCUAUGCAAACCUCAGAUAUCAGUUGUUAAGUGGAUUUGAUAGAGCAAUGAUCAGCCACUUUGAUGUUAUUGGAGUGGCAUUGUUUUUUAGCACAGCUUUGAGGAUUUUGAAUGUUCAAUUAGGAGAGAGAUCAAGGCUGGCAUGGUUAGGCGUAGAGGCAGAUCCACUGGUUCAAUCAGAUAGUCUCUUGAAGGUUUACAGCAGACCUUCUGAGGAUGUUAAUAGGCCAUCUUCAAAAUGGUUUAUAUCAAAGAAUGCCAUUGUUUCUGGGCUUGGGCUCCUUGGCAUCAAACAGGGGACUGUUGACUCUGUUGCUGAUGGGGAACCAGCAGCUCCCAAGGCACGGAGAAAGAGGAUUGUCCGGAAGAAGGUGACUACAAGUUGAGCAUAGUUCUGUUGAUCUAGUCACUAUCACUGUCCAAUUUUGCCAUAUGACGAAGACAUUGAGAGCUUGCUCACCAAAAUUUAGAGAAAGAGCGGAUGGGAAGUAUCCAUAAUGAUUCAUGGCUGCUUCUGGAGUGGGGCAGUUGAGAGAAAAUUUAAUGACUAGUACAAGAAUAAUAUUUUUGGGGAGGAUUUUUUUUUUUUUUUUUUUCCCCCCCUUUAAAGUACUUGCACUUAAUCUAAAUUGACAUGUAUAACAAUGCUGUAUUCAGAAUUGAUUGUUCUUGAAAUUUUUUUAUAGAUUGAAGGUUUAGUUACGAUAUUA
This is a messenger RNA of Quercus lobata, 2196 nucleotides long. Its product is annotated as plant/protein, putative (DUF3411). Gene Ontology annotation, biological process: plant organ development. NCBI's taxonomy places the organism in Eukaryota, Viridiplantae, Streptophyta, Magnoliopsida, Fagales, Fagaceae. The record is from RefSeq and is a predicted model, not a curated record. Gene Ontology annotation, cellular component: chloroplast inner membrane.